Molecule: messenger RNA, 1634 nt
Organism: Orussus abietinus
Lineage: Eukaryota; Metazoa; Arthropoda; Insecta; Hymenoptera; Orussidae
Product: annexin B10
Exons: 9
Coding region: 291-1268 (325 amino acids)
Cellular component (GO): cytoplasm
Molecular function (GO): calcium-dependent phospholipid binding; calcium ion binding
Source: RefSeq, a predicted model, not a curated record
GGCGGCGCUCUGCCGCUGUCUACUUUACCAACCGGCCGGCGGCGGCGCCGCGAGAUGGCGCAUCGAUCGCCCGUGUUUUCCACGAGUGUUCAUCUGCUGGCUGGCGUCACGGCUACAGUAUCGUCGGCAUAUCCCGGAUACGGAGUUAAAAACCAGUUAACGUGUCAUCUUCGCGCCCAACACAGCAGGCCUACCAAGCAGACUACUCCGGGUCGUUACUCAGAUUUCGAGUGACCGGUGUCUGACUUAUUUCAAGUUGUAUCUGCUAUCGUCGGGGUCAGAAUAAAAUAAUGGCCAACUACAAACCAGUUCCAACGGUUACUCCAUCACCCAACUUCAAUGCCGCGGAAGAUGCUACCGCUCUACGAACUGCGAUGAAAGGAUUCGGCACGGAUGAACAAGCCAUAAUUGACAUUUUGACAGCUCGAAGCAAUGGUCAACGUCAAGAGAUAGCGGAUUAUUUCACCUACGAGUAUGGACGGAAUCUCAUCGACGAUCUGAAGAGCGAGUUGGGCGGCAAAUUCGAGGACGUUAUCCUGGCGCUGAUGAAGGACCCUUGCGAGUACAUGGCGAAGCAACUUCACAAAGCGAUGGCUGGCAUUGGCACCGAAGAGGAGACCCUCGUGGAGAUCCUCUGCUCCAGGGACAACGAAGAAAUCGGUGCGAUCGUCGACGCCUAUGAAAAACUGUACAACCGACCACUGGCCGAGCACCUGUGUAGUGAGACUUCUGGCCACUUUAGGAGAUUGCUCACCCUCAUCGUUACGAAUUAUGCCAAGCAGGGAGUCAGAGAUGCCGAAUCGGACGUGGACCCAGAACGUGCAAGAGAGGCAGCGGAGAUGCUCUACGAUGCCGGCGAAGGCAAACUGGGGACCGAUGAAGAAGUCUUCAACAGAAUUUUGGCCCAUGACAGCUUCAAUCAGUUGAGACUCGUGUUCGAGGAGUACAAAUCAGUCAGCGGGAGAACAAUUGAACAAUCAUUGCGAGACGAAGUCAGCGGAGAACUCAAGGACGCCAUGUCGGCCAUUGUUGAAUGCGUGCAAAGCACCCCGGCAUUUUUUGCAAAGAGGUUGCACAAAGCCAUGGCUGGUGCAGGAACUGAUGAUCAAACACUGAUUCGCAUCAUUGUCAGCCGUGCAGAAAUUGAUCUUGGUAACAUCAAAGAAGAAUACGAGCGCAUAUACGACAAAACUCUUGAAUCCGCUGUUAAGAAUGAAACUUCUGGUGACUACAAACGCGCUCUGGUAGCAUUAAUCGGAGGACCUUAAAGAUAAGAAGACAAUUCAAUAUAAACGUUGGAAAUAUUUUAUUCACAAUGAAUUACAUGUAGUUAGCUUCGUUGUGCCGAAAAUGAGAGGCAUGAUCUCUACAUAAGCUUCACUAUAUAUGUAUAAGUACAAUACCUAUAACUCACUAGUAUUUUAAUGCAACAAAUGUGGGUACCGAGAAGUUCUGAAUUUUUAUUCUGCCUGUAUUUCUUGAAUUAAGUGGCACUGAGAGAAACACAAGUACAAGUAUAAACUAUUAAUAGUAAGAGGAAACUAAAUGUAUCUGAUGUAUGCGAAAAAGGACAUGCACGUCUACGUAUAAAACACUCGUAAGAAUGAUAAGUAAAGGCUUCAUGAAUUUUUAAA